AUGUGCCUGGGGAGGCCUGUUUCCAUCGUCCACACCGAGGAUGUGCCACUGGCCGGGCGCGGGGGCCAUGCGAUACCCGGCUACUCUGGGCACGUUCCGGGCAAGGGGCCCGAAGGAGCCAACAUGGGCAAGCGCUUUGCUGCAGCCAACGAGCAUGGCUUCCGCAGCUUGCGAGGCGAACCGUCGCAAGCGCAGGCUUCAAAUCAUCGAAAGUGUCGAGAUCCUCACGGCAACAUCCCAGGUUACAGCGGUCACAUCCCCGGCAAGCUGGAGGAUAGCUUCGGCGCCACAUGGCACUCCGUCAACCUGCGGCUGGCCUCUGCUGACUCCAAAGUCCCGAUGUCGACCCCUCGUGCGGAGGUCCGACCAGGCGAGUGGGCAAGAUCUGAGCGGCGGCCGCUUGCGCCCGAAGCGGCAGAGGGAUCGGCGAUGUUACGCCCAGGGACAGGCCAGGCAGCUUCGGCUGUUCCCGGUUACUCGGGGCAUGUGCCAGGCAAGCUUUCCGAGAACAUUGUCGGUGCCAGAUGCGCAGCGGCGAAUGCUAUAGCGGCAACCGCCGAGCCUGGCACCAUCAAGUG
Messenger RNA from Symbiodinium necroappetens, 578 nucleotides. The record is from the annotation of a GenBank genome assembly. Lineage: Eukaryota; Dinophyceae; Suessiales; Symbiodiniaceae.